CCACCAAUUCACCUACUACUCUCCAGAGCUGAUCGAAGCUAGCUUGAAAGCAUUUCCAUGGCGUUUCCAGUGGUCGACACCGAAUAUCUCAAGGAGAUCGACAAAGCUCGUCGUGACCUCCGCGCUCUUAUUGCCUUGAAGAACUGCGCUCCUAUCAUGCUUCGCUUAGCGUGGCACGACGCAGGGACGUACGAUGUGAGCACUAAGACUGGUGGUCCAAAUGGAUCCUUAAGGAAUGAAGAAGAGCUCACACACGGCGCCAAUAACGGCUUGAAAAUUGCUCUUGAAUUUUGUGAGGAAGUGAAGGCUAAACAUCCUAAGAUCACAUACGCAGACCUAUUCCAGCUUGCUGGUGUUGUUGCUGUUGAAGUCACUGGAGGUCCUACUAUUGACUUUGUACCAGGAAGAAAGGAUUCAAACAUUUGCCCCAGGGAAGGGCGACUUCCAGAUGCUAAAGGAGGUGCACCUCAUCUGAGGGACAUCUUCUAUCGAAUGGGUCUAUCUGACAAGGAUAUUGUGGCAUUAUCUGGGGGUCAUACUCUGGGAAGGGCUCAUCCAGAGAGAUCAGGUUUUGAUGGCCCUUGGACCAACGAACCUCUGAAGUUUGAUAACUCCUACUUCGUGGAGCUGCUAAAAGUUGAAUCAGAAGGGCUUCUGAAACUUCCAACAGACAAGGCUUUGUUAGAGGACCCUGAGUUCCGCAAGUAUGUAGAGCUCUAUGCCAAGGACGAGGAUGCAUUCUUCCAAGACUACGCAGAAUCUCACAAGAAGCUUUCGGAACUCGGGUUUACUCCUAAUUCCGCUCGCUCCAAGUCAAUCGUAAAAGACAGCACCGUAUUGGCACAGAGUGCUGUUGGGGUUGCCAUUGCCGCUGCGGUAGUGAUCCUAAGCUACCUUUAUGAAGUCCGCAAAAAAAUGAAGUGAAAGCUAGUAUUACCGUCUUUCCAGAACAGAACAGAACAUCAUCUAUUAUCAGCAGAACUUAGUAGUAUCAUCUGGCUAGUAAUGUAGUUGAUUUUCUCAAACAUGACAUCCUGUCGUAUUUUGGCCUUAUUGGCCGUAAAAUGGAUGACAAUAUUAAAGGUCUUCUAUUUUAAGUAAAUGACAA
Molecule: messenger RNA, 1108 nt
Organism: Hibiscus syriacus
Lineage: Eukaryota; Viridiplantae; Streptophyta; Magnoliopsida; Malvales; Malvaceae
Product: L-ascorbate peroxidase 3-like
Exons: 9
Coding region: 58-924 (288 amino acids)
Biological process (GO): cellular response to oxidative stress; response to reactive oxygen species; hydrogen peroxide catabolic process
Molecular function (GO): peroxidase activity; heme binding
Source: RefSeq, a predicted model, not a curated record